Messenger RNA from Glarea lozoyensis ATCC 20868, 714 nucleotides. Its product is annotated as NAD(P)-binding Rossmann-fold containing protein. The record is from RefSeq and is a predicted model, not a curated record. The transcript has 5 exons. Lineage: Eukaryota; Fungi; Ascomycota; Leotiomycetes; Helotiales; Helotiaceae. The coding region runs from base 1 to 714 and encodes 237 amino acids.
AUGUCAAAUAACCUCGUUGUAAUGAUCACGGGUAUCAACAGAGGUAUCGGCCAUGCAUUAGCAACAGCCUAUUUGUUGCAACCAAACUGCACAGUAAUAGGAAGUAUUCGCGACGACACGACGCCCGAAGCAGCGAAGUUGCUCGCCAUUCCCAAAGGCGACGGCUCACGGCUUCUUCUCGUCAAAAUCGAAAGUUCAAGUCCGACAGACGCCAGUAGCGCAGUCAGAAAGAUAGAGGCAGCAGGUAUCAACCACAUUGACAUCCUGAUUGCGAAUGCGGGCGUUAGUCCACCAUUGCAGCCCAUCGAAACCGUCUCGCUUGACGACAUGGCCAGCACGUUUAACGUCAACACCCUCGGUCCGUUGGCGCUGUAUCAAGUGUGCCACUCCAUGCUCCAGAAUUCCAAGAACCCAAAGUUCGUGCCGAUUACGAGCGCGGCUGGUAGUAUUGGUGGUAUGGAGCGCGGUGGCACUUUUGUUGCACCGGCGGCCGCGCAUUGCAGCAGCAAAUGGCUUGUAGCUGUUGCCAUCAGCCCUGGUCUGGUGGCUACGGACAUGGGAAACAAGACAGCCCAGUAUCUAGGAUUGGAAAGGGCUCCUUGGACUGCCGAAGAAAGCGCAGAGAAGAUUAUGGGCCUGAUUGAGAAAGCCACGCGGGACACCUAUUCUGGGAAGUUCAUGGACGCGAUAAAAGGCACAGAGAAACCAUGGUAA